AUGGCCACCUCAAAUGGGAAAGGUGAAAAAGUGUCCAAAUUCGAGACUUUAAAACUUUUGGAGAAAUGCAGAAAGGAAAGAGAUGAUGCCAUGCACAGAGAAAGUGUUCUCAGAGAGAAACUCCGACAGUAUGAGUCAAGGAUGCGUUCAACUGAGGCUCUGAAACAGAAACUGAAAACUUUGACCAUGGACAAUAAGGAGCUGAGGAAACAAGUGAAGGCUCUUCGUACCGAGAUUGGACUUGAAUGCAGCCCCAAAUUCAAUGGAAAGACCACUAAGGACAUAAUCAAUGACUUGCAUGAGAAGGAGCGUGAGUGCAGUUCCUUGGUGGAGAAGGCUGGGAAACUGAGCUUGACCAUUGAUGAUCUGACAUCAGAGCUGGCAAAUACAGUCACUUCUAAAACUCUUUUAGAAGACCAAGUUCAAUCAUUGCAGCAAAACCUCAAGGACAUGACUAAUAAUCAACGCCGUCUGCUGAAGCUGUGGGAAGACAAGAAGGCCCAGAGGGAGCAGGUUGCCCUCCCUGCAAUUGCCCAGAAACAUGGACAGAAACUACAUGUCCAUAAAGCAAGUCAAACUGAGAUGUCCAUCAGUGCAUCCCAAAAGCUACCAUUCAAUGCUUUUGAGACAAAGCCAUUCUCUCGGGACACUGACAGAAAGACUGUAAUGGAAAAACACAGUUUUCCAACUUACGGAAAUGGCUAUCAUCAUGACAAGAAAGCUUUCAUGCAUGAUGAAACUGAAGGAAUUCAGAACUGA
This is a messenger RNA of Toxotes jaculatrix (banded archerfish), 759 nucleotides long. RefSeq lists its product as uncharacterized. NCBI's taxonomy places the organism in Eukaryota, Metazoa, Chordata, Actinopteri, Toxotidae. The transcript has a single exon. Bases 1 to 759 code for a protein of 252 amino acids. The record is from RefSeq and is a predicted model, not a curated record.